AAGCUUCGAGUCUGUCUGAGAGUAGGCUGCUUCUUCCAAACAUGGGUGCCUGCCUGGGAGUGUGUUCCCUGCUGAGCUGUGCUUCCUGUCUGUGUGGCACAGCACCAUGCCUUCUUUGUGGAUGUUGCCCAUCUACGAAGAAUUCAACCAUCACACGGCUGACAUUUUCCAUCUUUUUGCUUCUUGGAACCUUUGUAGCUUGCAUUAUGCUCAUACCUGGGGUGGAAAAUGGACUGAAGAAGUUGCCUUGGUUCUGCGCCACAUCAACUACCUUUGCAGGCACUGUAAAUUGUGAUAUCAUCGUUGGCCACCAAGCUGUGUACCGCAUGUGUUUUGCUACGGCUGCAUUUUUCUUUCUUUUUGUAUUAAUAAUGAUAUGUGUGCGGAGCAGUCGUGAUCCAAGAUCAUAUAUACAGAAUGGGUUUUGGUUUUUCAAGUUCCUGAUUUUCGUGGGGAUCACUGUUGGUGCUUUCUUUAUCCCUAAUGGAAACUUCACUACUGUGUGGUAUUAUUUUGGUAUGGUUGGUGGCUUCCUGUUCUUCUUGAUCCAGCUUAUACUCAUUAUUGAUCUUGCCCAUUCCUGGAGUCAGUCUUGGCUUCAGCAGGCUGAAGAUGGCAAUACAAAGUGUUGGUAUGCAGCUCUUCUGAUAUGUACUGUGCUGAUCUACGCUGGUGCAAUUGCCUCCAUUGUGUGUCUGUAUAUUUACUACACUGGAUCAGGUGAUUGUGUUCACAACAAAGUAUUCAUCAGUCUCAACCUCAUAUUCUGCGUCAUUGUUUCUGUAGUGUCUAUUCUUCCCAAGGUACAGGAGGCUCAGCCCCAUUCAGGAUUACUACAAGCAUCUGUUAUUACAUUGUAUACAGUAUUUAUCACUUGGUCUGCAAUGGCAAAUGUUCCAGACAAAAUUUGCAAUCCUACAUUGCUUCCUAUUGUGCAUAACGGAUCCAGUACUGCCAGCACCAUCUACGCUCAGUGGUGGGAUGCCCCCAGCAUUGUGGGACUUGUGAUCUUUAUUUUGUGUACUCUCUUUAUUAGCAUCCGUAACUCCAGCAACCAGCAAGUGAACAAGAUGAUGUUAACGGAAGAGAGUUCUGGGGAUGGGGGAGUUCACACCACUGAAGAUGGGGCUCAUAGAGCCUAUGAUAAUGAAGAGGAGGGAGUCUGCUAUAGCUACAGCUUUUUCCAUUUUUGUCUUUUCCUUGCCUCACUCUACAUUAUGAUGACACUCACAAACUGGUAUUUGCCAGGAUCCUCUGACUUUUCGGUGACCAGCCCCUGGUCUGCAGUGUGGGUGAAGAUUUCCUCCAGCUGGGUUGGACUCCUUCUUUAUUUGUGGACAUUAGUUGCCCCCCUGAUUCUCCACGACAGAGAGUUUAGCUAAUCUGGCAAAAUGGCUAGUGCUUCACAUGUACCUGUUAUGCUUUUGUCCUA
Messenger RNA from Nanorana parkeri, 1432 nucleotides. It is a transcript of the gene SERINC2, whose product is annotated as serine incorporator 2. The record is from RefSeq and is a predicted model, not a curated record. Gene Ontology annotation, cellular component: membrane. Lineage: Eukaryota; Metazoa; Chordata; Amphibia; Anura; Dicroglossidae. The transcript is spliced from 10 exons. Bases 42 to 1382 code for a protein of 446 amino acids.